This is a messenger RNA of Verruconis gallopava, 5579 nucleotides long. RefSeq names its product sulfite reductase (NADPH) hemoprotein, beta-component. Bases 814 to 5391 code for a protein of 1525 amino acids. The record is from RefSeq and is a predicted model, not a curated record. Gene Ontology annotation, molecular function: sulfite reductase (NADPH) activity; NADP binding; sulfite reductase (ferredoxin) activity. Gene Ontology annotation, cellular component: sulfite reductase complex (NADPH). Gene Ontology annotation, biological process: amino acid biosynthetic process; sulfate assimilation. NCBI's taxonomy places the organism in Eukaryota, Fungi, Ascomycota, Dothideomycetes, Venturiales, Sympoventuriaceae. The transcript has 4 exons.
CCGCACUCGACUCUCGUCAGCACCAAGCCUGCGCCAGCUAUGCGGACCAAGUCCAAGCUUUGUCUCUCGCUGCGAGCCAACCCGGCCCUUUCGGCCAAUACUCCGAAGCUCGUUUGUAACCCCAUUUUCUCUCUUUGUUUCGCUCCGCUCAUGAGUUUCUUUUGCUCUUCCGACGUACAUGACGCGAUCCCAAGCCACCGAAAGGUGCACCUGCCAUGAACGCCGAUAUCGGCCUUCCCGCGAAGCUCUGCGCCACACGCAAACGAAUCAGCGUUUGCCGAUUGGCCGAAGCUGUGGCUGUGCAUCGCAAACCUGCGCUGGAGCUUCCACCACAAACCAGGCACAAGCAACCCACAAGCAAGGCGCUGAUGUCGUCCUCGUUCUCGCUGUCUUGCGUUAUCACAUUGUCGCAAUGACGGGUUGUCGUUCCUAGAGGCACGACCUCUGUGGAGGAACACCGGCCCAGACGCGCACUCCUGUCCGCGCCGUGUAUCGGUUGAAUAAUCACCUGGCAAACGAUGAGGGUCCAGGCGCGGAGCACGCCAUUGCGCCAUCGACAAGGCCGACUGACAAUGAAAAACAUCUACGCCGCCAUUGGACCAUAGCACUUUUUUCUCCAGAAGAAAUCAAUUAUUCCGUACCUCUGCUCUCGAGGGCUUCGAUUCUUUUCUCUUUUCUCUCCUUCUCUGUCUCGCGGCUUCUCUUUUUUCCUUUCUGGUUUUGCUUGCCUUUUCUCGUCCCCAAAUCUCUGGAGGGGGAAGAACCGAAGGGGAAAAGGAAGUAUACCAAGAGAGAGAAAGAAAAGUAUUAGUUAUGGCCACAAUCUCUGCCGCUGGCGAUGCCGUCGCCCGCAUCGCCUAUCUCGCAAGCGAUGUUGUAGUGUCCGUCCAGCAGUCACUGGCUUCGGACUCGGAAUUCUCACCCUCCUUGAAGGCAUUGGCUGCCAACAAGACCCCUGGCUUGGUUGCAAAGGGAUUGCCUGAGGUCCUCUCGGUGCGAGCUAACACCGACCCUCUCCUCUCGGCUUUGGACUCUUUGCGGGCUGGUAAAGUCACCUCUGUCACGGCAUCUUCGUCAGUCCUCCUCCAGUCCAUACCCCAUCUCUAUAAACUGGCUCAGUACCCAGUUGUCCUGCACGUGGCUUUGCACCCGGCCGGCUUCCCCGACUAUUUCGACGUUGCCUCCGUUCGACAGACAGGAUUUACAUUCCUUCAUUCCGAAUCGUUGCAGGAGGUCCAGGAUCUUGCUGUGACUGCUCAUGCACUGGCCGUUAAGUCGGGUAAGGGUGUCUUGCACUUCUUCGACGCCGCUGCUGUCGAGCGGAACGAAGCGAUCCCCGUAGAGAGCAGGGAGCUUGUGCGAGCGCUGCUGGAUGCCGAUUCUGUGCGCCGCUUCCAAGAAGCGCCAUCGGGUCCAUCAACCAUCUAUGCCGACGACGGUAAGAAAGCGUCAUUGAAGGUCGUUUCCAGUGCAUCAAGAUCCACAAGUGGUCCGUCAAACGGCACCUCAAAUGGUCUCAAUGGUGCUGGCGAGGGUGCUUUAACGCAGGAUGCCACGUCAAAGGAUUCUUCAGUCGAAUCAUCGAGGAGGGGAAGCAGCACGGAGAGCGCACUUGCUUCGUCGGUCACUUCAGUCGAGUCUCUCGUCAGCAAACCUGUCACCACGGACGACAUUGUUAGCUUCCUGUCACAUAUAUGGCUCACUCUUGCCGAGGCCACUGGACGUAACUACCAGCCCUUUGAGUACACUGGCGACGCCAAGGCCAAAUCUGCAAUCUUCGUGUUCGGCAGCUCGAGCGGCUUGAUCGCGCAAACAAUUGCCAGUGCAGGGCCUUCUGACCUGUACGCAGGAGCUGCUGUGCUGCGGGCCAGAGUGUAUAGACCAUGGUUGGGCGCCUCACUCGCCUCCAUGCUGCCAGCCUCGAUUAAGAAGAUCGCCGUGCUGGAGCAGAUCAAAAGGCGUACCACUAAAUGGGGUCCUAUACUGCUUGACGUGCUUAUGUCUCUCAAGGACUCGGGUCGGAGCGUUAUUGGCUUCCAGCUCGGAUAUGUGGAUGCAUCCACGGUCAGGCAGGCGCUCCGUGAUGUUUAUCAGAACCUUGAGAGUGGCUCACCCGCACAGAAUAUCCACAUUGGCUCGACUGAAGGACCAGAGGAGAGGGUCGAACUGAAGCAGCCAGCCAUUGAAAAUGCGUAUAUGAAGGUUUUGAGGCAGCUUUUUGGCGAGAAGCUGUUCAUUGCCAACGACGCAUCCGCAAACUCAGCUAGCGGACUUCCAACCCAGACCAGAACCACGCCUGAGUUCGGCCUCGGUGCUCUCUUCGCACGACAGGAGCGCCGCGCAGGAUUUGUUAAAGAAGUCCAGCAGGCGACUAAAAAUUCGAGUUUUGAGACCAGUGCUUCCAAGGACUUGCUAUCGCGAUGGCUACUCGUUGCUGAGCAGGGUCGCAAGGCGAAUGAACUCGCUCCAGAAGUCAUCGCAAGGCUGACAGCGGACGGAUCGCCAGCGGCAAACUCCGUUCUCGAGCAUAAAGAAUUCUUGUACAAGGAGUCACAGUGGCUAAUUGGCUCAGAUGCAUGGGCCUAUGAUUUGGGCAACUCGGCGGUUCAUCAUGCACUUGCGUCGGGCGCCAAUGUUAACAUGCUCGUCAUUGACUCGCAACCGUACUCCGACCGUGCUUCAGCCGACGCGACGCGAAGGAAGAAGGACAUUGGACUGUAUGCCAUGAACUUUGGCAAUGCGUACGUCGCUUCUGUCGCCGUGUACAGUUCGUACACGCAGGUUUUGGCUGCCCUGCUUGAGGCGGAGCAAUUCGAAGGCCCAUCUGUUGUUCUGGCGUAUUUGCCGUACUUCAGCGAAAACGACAGCCCGCUGACUGUGCUGCAAGAGACUAAGAAGGCCGUCGAUGCCGGAUAUUGGCCACUGUACAGAUGGGACCCCUCGGCGGAGGAGCGUGGCGAUGAGAAGUUCAAACUAGAGUCAGAGCGUGUUAAGAAGGAGCUCGAAGAGUUCCUACGUCGCGACAACUACCUCACCCAGCUGACAAAGCGAUACCCAGAGUUUGCCAGCAACUUGUCGGGCUCGUACGGCACCGAAGUUCGACAGCUGCAGAAGCGAAGGGCAAAGGAUGCGUACGAUCAGCUGCUCGAAGGUCUGCAAGGUGCACCGGUUACGAUUCUUUUCGCAUCUGACAAUGGAAAUGCUGAGAAUGUCGCGAAGAGGUUGGGCAACAGGUCCAAGGCUAGAGGCUUGAAACCCCUCGUAAUGGCUAUGGAUGACUAUCCUCUGGAGGAUCUUGGAACAGAGGAAAACAUCGUCUUGAUUACCUCGACAGCAGGCCAAGGCGAAUUCCCACAGAAUGGGCGAGCCUUCUGGGAAGGCGUCAAGAACUCUACGGACAUCGACCUCGCAACCGUACAUUUCGCUGUUUUUGGCCUCGGCGACAGCCACUACUGGCCCAGGAAGGAGGACAAGAUCUACUACAACAAGCCUGCCAAAGACUUGCAUGCCCGGCUACUGGCCCUCGGAGGCCAGCCACUCACGGACAUUGGGCUUGGAGACGACCAAGACCCGGAUACCUAUCAGACUGGCUACUCCGAGUGGGAACCAAAGCUGUGGGAAGCACUAGGGGUUGCGAACGUUGAGGGAUUGCCCGAGGAACCUCCACCACUGACUAAUGAAGACAUCAAGCUUGCUUCGAACUACCUACGCGGUACCAUCGCCGAGGGCUUGCGUGACACGUCGACGGGCGCCAUAUCAGCGGCCGACCAGCAGCUUACCAAGUUUCACGGCACAUACAUGCAGGACGAUCGUGAUCUGCGCGACGAACGUAAGGCUCAGGGUCUUGAGCCUGCUUACAGUUUCAUGAUCCGUUGCCGUCUGCCUGGUGGUGUCGCAACGCCGCAGCAAUGGGUGCAGAUGGAUGACAUUAGCACACAACUUGGCAACCAAACGAUGAAGCUCACCACGCGUCAGACUUUCCAAUUCCACGGCGUAGUUAAGGGCAAGCUCCGUCCUGCUAUGCAAGCGAUCAAUCGGGCUCUGAUGACGACUAUUGCUGCAUGCGGCGACGUGAACCGCAAUGUUAUGUGCAGCAGCUUGCCAACCAUGUCCAAAUACCAUGCGGAGGUACACCAGGUUGCCAAGAGAAUAUCAGAUCAUCUCCUCCCUUCGACAACGGCGUAUCAUGAGAUCUGGCUAGCGGACGAGAAUGACAAGAAGACACAGAUUGCUGGUGACGCUGUCGUGGACCACGAGCCACUCUAUGGACCAACCUAUCUGCCGCGAAAGUUCAAGAUCACAAUCGCCAUUCCUCCACACAAUGAUACUGACGUGUAUGCUCAUGACAUUGGGCUUAUCGCAAUCAAGAAGCCGAAUGGCCAUCUUGAGGGCUUCAACAUUCUUGCCGGCGGUGGCAUGGGUGCUACCCACAACAUGAAGAAGACAUUCCCUCAGAUCGGUCGCAUGUUCGGAUACGUCCCUGCGGAGGAGGCGCAUAUUGUUUGCGAAAAGAUCAUGUUGGUCCAGCGUGAUCAUGGUGACCGCAAGAACCGCAAGCACGCCAGGCUAAAGUAUACCAUUGACGAUAUGGGUCUCGACGUGUUCAAGGCCAAAGUGGAGGAGCUACUCGGCUGGAAGUUCAUGGAGCCACGUCCUUUCAAGUUCGAGAGCAACAUCGACACGUUUGGCUGGCAGAAGGACGAGAACGGCAUGAACCACUUCACCAUGUUCAUCGAGAACGGGCGUGUUGAGGACACUGCCGAUUUCCAGAUGAAGACUGGGCUGCGCGAGAUUGCCAAGGCGCACAAGGGUGAAUUCAGACUCACAGGCAACCAGCACCUGAUUCUGUCGAACGUGUCGGACGCAGAGCUGCCUAAGAUGAAGGCGCUGCUCGCUAAGUACAAGCUCGACAACACCAACUUUUCAGGCCUGCGUCUCUCUUCAUCGGCUUGCGUCGCGUUCCCAACAUGUGGCCUCGCAAUGGCGGAGUCGGAGCGCUAUCUCCCAGAAUUGAUCACCAAGCUCGAGUCAACGCUGGAAGAGGCUGGCUUGCGCCAAGACAGCAUCGUCAUGCGAAUGACAGGUUGCCCGAACGGCUGUGCACGUCCUUGGCUCGCUGAAGUUGCCUUCGUCGGAAAGGCGUACGGUGCAUACAACAUGUACCUCGGUGGCGGCUAUCACGGCCAGCGUCUCAACAAGUUGUAUAGGAGCAGCAUCAAGGAAGACGAAAUCUUGGAGAUCAUGAGGCCCAUGAUCAAGCGCUACGCGAAGGAGAGGCACGAGGGUGAGCACUUCGGCGACUGGACUAUUCGCGCUGGCAUCAUCGUCGCGACGAAGUGGGGAACGGACUUCCAUGACAAUACGGCAGAAGUGGAGUCAGACGAGGAAUAGGCAAUGGACUUUUUUGGGGGGCGCUUGCCAGUCGUGCGGGCCCCCCAGAUCUUCUAGGACUGCGUGUGAGAAUAUUGCAUAUGCAUGUGCGGCGUUCACGUCUUUUGGCAGGCGCUUUAGUCGGCAAAUUUGGGUUGUUGUUAACGACAUCUUCGCAUCUAGAAUCAAAAAGUUUGUUGUUAUUGCAA